Molecule: messenger RNA, 1137 nt
Organism: Verticillium alfalfae VaMs.102
Lineage: Eukaryota; Fungi; Ascomycota; Sordariomycetes; Glomerellales; Plectosphaerellaceae
Product: protein phosphatase 1 regulatory subunit SDS22
Exons: 3
Coding region: 1-1137 (378 amino acids)
Molecular function (GO): protein binding
Source: RefSeq, a predicted model, not a curated record
AUGGCAGGCUCCGAGGAAACCGAGAGGCCAGCCUCACCACACAUUGCGCUCCCUGACAAAGGCACCACAUCACCCAAGGCCGAAGAUCAGUCAAGUCCCGGCAUCAGGAAUAGCAAGGGCUGGGACGGAAAGCUGCGUGUCGAGCGCACCGCCACGCUCGCGAACCCGGAGAUUCUCGAAUCAGAACCCGAGUCUGACGAUGAGAAUGUUUUGCCUGGCGAGGAGCUGCCCGCAGACGAAGAUCUCCUAGACGGAGAGGACCCGGACAUUGACGAAAUCAUCGUGUCUCACUCGCGCGUGGGCUCCAUCCCCGCUCUCCGCCUCGAGCGCUUCCAAAAGGUGAUACGCCUCUGCCUGCGCCAGAACAGCAUCCAGAGCAUCGACGGCCUCGCGGCGCUCGCCCCGACGCUGCAGGACCUCGACCUCUACGACAACCUCAUCAGCCACAUCCGCGGCCUCGACGAGCUCACGCACCUGACGAGCCUCGACCUCAGUUUCAACAAGAUCAAGCACAUCAAGAACAUCAGCCAUCUGACCAAGCUCAAGGAGGUCUUCUUCGUCGCCAACAAGAUCAGCAAGAUCGAGGGGCUCGACACCCUGACGGGCCUGACGAGCCUCGAGCUCGGCUCCAACCGCAUCCGCACCCUCGAGAACCUCGACGCGCUGCAGAACCUGGAGGAGCUCUGGGUCGCCAAGAACAAGAUUACCGCCCUCGACGGCCUCGCCGCCCUGCCCAAGCUCCGCCUCCUGAGCAUUCAGUCGAACCGCAUCCGCGACCUGAGCCCUCUCGCGGACGUCACGGGCCUCGAGGAGCUCUACAUCUCCCACAACGCCCUGACCUCCCUCGACGGCCUCGCCGCCAACAAGGCCCUCCGCGUGCUCGACAUCUCCAACAACGCCGUCGCCUCGGUCCAGGGCCUCGCACCACUGGCCGCCCUCGAGGAGUUCUGGGCCAGCUACAACCAGAUUGCCGACUUUAACGAGGUAGAGCGCGAGCUGCGCGACAAGGCGGGGCUGACGACCGUCUACUUUGAGGGCAACCCGCUCCAGCUAAGGGGCCCCGCCGUGUACAGGAACAAGGUCCGCCUGGCGCUGCCGCAGUUAUCGCAGAUAGAUGCCACUUUUGUCAAGACGUGA